AUGGCUUCCAUUGGGAUGCAGAUGGCCGGCUGCGCCCUGGCCCUCUUUGGCUGGAUCGGGGUGCUCAUCGUCUGCGCCACUCCCAUGUGGCGAGUCACUGCCUUCAUCGGGAGCAACAUAGUGACAUCGCAGGUGAUCUGGGAGGGCAUCUGGAUGAGCUGCGUGGUCCAGAGUACUGGCCAGAUGCAGUGUAAGGUGUACGACUCCAUGCUGGCUCUGAGCAUCGACCUGCAGGGGGCCCGGGCUCUGGUGGUGGUGUCUAUCGUCGUAGGCCUCGUCGGGAUCCUCGUCGCCUUCGUUGGAGGGAAGUGCACAAACUUCAUUCCAGAGGAGAGGGCCAAGGCCAAGGCUUCAGUAGCAGCAGGUGUCUUACUGAUCAUCAGUGGACUCCUCUGCCUCAUCCCUGUCUCCUGGACCGCAAGCAUCAUCAUAAGAAACUUCUACAACCCUGUGCUAGUGGACGCCCAGAAAAGGGAAUUGGGGGCCACUCUUUACAUCGGCUGGGGGGCCGGGGCGCUGCUGCUUGUGGGAGGAGCACUUCUGUGUGCCAACUGCCCCCGCAAAGAGGACGAGAGCCCCUCUGAGAAGUACUUCCUGAACGACGCAGGAGGAAGUAGUAGACAGGACUCAGCCCGAUCUUUUACAAAGACAUACAUUUGACACGUCUGAUGUUGACAAGGAGAAGACGGGUUGAUGAUGACUGUCGUUUCUUUUUUUUUUGGCCACAAGACGUAAAAAUCAAAUUGAACCAGUUGCUGUGAAACAUCAAGAAAAAGGACAUACACACAGACAACAAACCAUGAAGGAAACAUGCACUUUGUCUUUAAGAGGAUCGCACUGUACCAGAUGUAUGAAGAUUUCUGUGUCUGAGUUCUCUUGUUUUUAUCUGUUGUUGUUUUCUG
This is a messenger RNA of Labrus bergylta (ballan wrasse), 902 nucleotides long. Lineage: Eukaryota; Metazoa; Chordata; Actinopteri; Labriformes; Labridae. The record is from RefSeq and is a predicted model, not a curated record.